CAACACAACCACUUUGCCAAACUACAAUCAAUUUAACAACACCCAUCAAUAUCCUUACUUAAUUAUAUCUAAGAAUAUGGGUAUUGGAAAUGGAGAUAAUUUCAUUGUGAGUGUGACAAAUGAAGAGGUAGUGGCAGCAGUGUUACCAAUACAAGAACAUUGGCUACCACUCUCUAACCUUGAUUUACUUCUACCUGCAGUGGAUGUUGGUGUGUUCUUUUGUUACAAGAAUCCCAUGAUAUUAACCUUUGAAUCUAUGGUUGUGUCUCUCAAGAAGGCAUUGGCUAAGGUUUUGGUCUCAUACUAUGCCUUUGCAGGUGAAGUUGUGUCCAAUUCUGUGGGUGAACCUGAGCUUCUUUGUAAUAAUCGUGGUGUUGAUUUUGUUGAAGCUGUUGCUGAUGUUGAACUUCAAUGCCUCAAUUUUUAUAACCCUGAUGAAUCUGUUGAAGGAAAGUUUGUUCCUAAGAAGAAGCAUGGCGUGCUCGCAAUCCAGGCAACUUCAUUAAAGUGUGGUGGGAUAGUAGUGGCAUGCACAUUUGAUCAUCGCAUAGCAGAUGCAUAUUCAACAAACAUGUUCCUAGUAUCAUGGGCCGAGAUGGCCCACCCAGUAAAGCCCAUCAAGCCCACAACAAUAACAAUCACUAAUAAACCAUGUUUUCGUCGCUCCCUCCUCAGCCCUCGUCAUCCAAGUUUCAUCCACCCUUCCCUUGACGAUAUGUACAUUCCCAUUUCCAAACUCCCUCCUCCUUCGGCCACUGCUACAAAGCCGUUACUUAGCCGAAUAUACUACGUCACCGCAGAGGAGCUCCACCGCUUGCAAUCACUCGGUGCUUCGGCUAAAAAUGGCACCACUAAGCCUUCGAAGCUUGAGUCUUUUUCCGCCUACUUGUGGAAGUUGGUUGCUAAAGCAGUCACAAGGGACGGUAGUAAAAUGGUCAUUGCCAAAAUGGGCAUAGUGGUUGAUGGAAGAAGGAGAAUUGCCAACAAUAGUAGCGAUGAGGACCGGGGAGAAGCAUUGAUGACACACUAUUUUGGUAAUGUUCUUUCUAUCCCAUUUGGCGGGAAAUCAGUGGAGGAGUUGGUCGAUAAGCCAUUAGGGUGGGUGGUUGACGAGGUUCGCGAGUUUGUGUCAGUAGCAACAACUGAGGAACAUUUCCUAGGGCUCAUUGAUUGGGUGGAAGCACAUCGACCUGUUCCUGGAUUGGCGAAGAUUUAUAGUGGUGGCACCAAUGAAGGGCCGGCUUUUGUGGUAUCUUCCGGGCAAAGAUUUCCGGAAGACAAGGUGGAUUUUGGAUGGGGAAAAGUUGUGUUUGCAUCCUACCAUUUUCCUUGGGGAGGUGAAGCUGGUUAUGUGAUGCCAAUGCCAAGCCCUCUAAGGAAUGGUGAUUGGGUUGUUUACAUGCAUCUUUUGAAAGAGCAAUUGGACAUCAUAGAGUCUGAGGCAGAUCAUGUCUUUAUGCCUUUGACUUGGGAUUAUCUCAAUCAAUGAUGGAUAUGUUAUUACUAAUCAUGCAUGUUGACUUGGCGUUUUAGUGGUUAAAAGUUUGGACAUCGUAUUUAUACAUGAGUAUUGCAACAAAAGUGUGACAUCACAUAUGGUAGCAAGCUUGUAAUCUAUGCAACAUUGUUAAUUUAUAAUGGUUGUGGAUUUGGUUA
This is a messenger RNA of Medicago truncatula (barrel medic), 1656 nucleotides long. RefSeq names its product coniferyl alcohol acyltransferase. NCBI's taxonomy places the organism in Eukaryota, Viridiplantae, Streptophyta, Magnoliopsida, Fabales, Fabaceae. Gene Ontology annotation, molecular function: acyltransferase activity, transferring groups other than amino-acyl groups. The transcript has 2 exons. The record is from RefSeq and is a predicted model, not a curated record. Bases 77 to 1489 code for a protein of 470 amino acids.